CAUAAGCCCCCAGGCAGCGCCCCCACUGGCGAGGACAGGUAGCCCAAGGGGCAAGAGCGGAGUGGCAAGGCUCAACAGGACGCUUUGCCAAGACGGACGCUGGGAGAGAGACCGGCACAGAGAAGGAAGCCGCGGCUGCUCAGCUCUAGGAAACAGAGAGCAGGUGCGGGGCAGCCAGCCCUGGCUAUGGAGCUUGUGGGCCCCAUGGCCGAGAAGACUGCGGAGGGGGAAGGGCGGCAGGUGGGCACCGCCCCCCGGGACGACUCGCAGGGCCUCCAGGACAGUUUGUUCUCCUCUGAAACUGACAACAGCCUGUACUUCACCUACAGUGGCCAAUCCAACACCCUGGAGGUCAGAGACCUCAGCUACCAGGUGGACAUGUCCUCCCAGGUGCCUUGGUUUGAGCAGCUGGCCCAGUUCAGAAUUCCCUGGCUAUCUCACAACAGCCAAGACUCUCGUGAGCUGGGCAUCCAGAACUUGAACUUCAGAGUGACAAGUGGGCAGAUGCUGGCCAUCAUUGGGAGCUCAGGCUGUGGGAGAGCCUCUUUGCUGGAUGUCAUCACCAGCCGCGACCAUGGAGGCAAGAUCAAGUCGGGGCAAAUCUGGAUCAACGGGCAGCCGAGCACGCCUCAGCUGGUGAGGAAGUGCGUGGCCCACGUGCGCCCACACGACCAGCUGCUCCCCAACCUGACCGUGCGAGAGACCCUAGCCUUCGUUGCCCAAAUGCGUCUGCCCAGAACCUUCUCCCAGGCCCAGCGGAACAAAAGGGUGGAGGACGUGAUCGCCGAGCUGCGGCUGCGGCAGUGUGCCGACACACGCGUGGGCAAUAUGUACGUGCGCGGGGUGUCAGGAGGUGAGCGCAGGAGGGUGAGCAUCGGGGUGCAGCUCCUGUGGAACCCAGGCAUCCUCAUUCUGGACGAGCCCACCUCCGGGCUGGACAGCUUCACGGCGCACAACCUGGUGAAGACCUUGUCCCGGCUGGCCAAGGGCAACCGGCUGGUGCUCAUCUCUCUCCACCAGCCCCGGUCGGACAUCUUCAGGCUGUUUGACCUGGUGCUGCUCAUGUCAUCAGGCACCACCAUCUACCUGGGGGCGGCCCAGCACAUGGUCCAGUACUUCACAUCCAUCGGCCACCCCUGUCCCCGCUACAGAAACCCUGCGGACUUCUAUGUGGACCUGACCAGCAUCGACAGACGCAGCAAAGAGCAGGAGAUGGCCACCAGGGAGAAGGUCCGGUCCCUUGCGGCCGUGUUUCGGGAGAAAGUGCGGGACUGUGAUGACUUUCUGUGGAAAGCAGAGGCCAGGGACCUGGAUGUGGGCACCUGUGUGGAGAGCCCGACCCUCGCACAGGACGGCGACACCCUCCAGAGCCCCAGCGAGCUGCCCGGGGCACUGCAGCAGUUCACCGCGCUGAUCCGCCGUCAGAUUUCCAAUGACUUCCGAGACCUGCCCACCCUCCUCAUCCACGGGGCAGAGGCCUGCCUGAUGUCCCUCGUCAUCGGGUUCCUCUACUACGGCCACGGAGACAUCCAGCUCCCCUUGAUGGACACCACAGCCCUCUUGUUCAUGAUCGGAGCUCUCAUUCCUUUCAACGUGAUUCUGGAUGUCACCUCCAAAUGCCACUCGGAGAGAGCCAUGCUCUACUAUGAACUGGAGGACGGGCUGUACACGGCGGCUCCCUAUUUCUUUGCCAAGAUCCUCGGGGAGCUGCCGGAGCACUGCGCCUACAUCAUCAUCUACGGGAUGCCCACCUACUGGCUGGCCAACCUGCGGCCGGGCCCGCUGCCCUUCCUGCUGCACUUCCUGCUGGUGUGGCUGGUGGUCUUCUGCUGCAGAGCCAUGGCCAUGGCCGCCGCCGCCCUGCUGCCCACCUUCCACAUGUCCUCCUUCUUCUGUAACGCCCUCUACAACUCCUUCUACCUCACUGGUGGCUUCAUGAUAAGCCUGGACAACCUGUGGGCAGUGCCGGCGUGGAUUUCCAAGGUGUCUUUCCUGCGGUGGUGUUUCGAGGGGCUGAUGCAGAUCCAGUUUAACGGGCGCCAGUACAACACGCAGGUCGGCAACCUGACCUUGUCCGUCCCAGGAGAUGUAAUCGUCAGCUCCAUGGACCUGAACUCGCACCCGCUGUACGCCAUCUACCUCAUCCUCAUCGGCAUCAGCGGUGGCUUUCUGCUCCUCUACUAUGUGUCCUUACGGUUCAUCAAGCAGAAAUCCAGGCUGGACUGGUGAUUCGCGGCAGGACCCCUGGCCGGCGGCAGACCCCGCCACCGCACUCCCUUCCCCCGGGAGCACACGGCCCGGGAUGCUCUUCUCCAUCCGGCCCCGGGGGUGCAGUGGUACAGGUCGGCCACAGGAUGGCAGUAGAAUAAAGACAGUUGAGAGGGCUAUCUGCUCAUGG
Lepus europaeus (European hare) is the source of this 2398-nucleotide messenger RNA. RefSeq names its product ATP binding cassette subfamily G member 8 (gene ABCG8). Gene Ontology annotation, cellular component: plasma membrane. The coding region runs from base 187 to 2229 and encodes 680 amino acids. The transcript has 14 exons. Gene Ontology annotation, biological process: cholesterol homeostasis. Gene Ontology annotation, molecular function: ATP hydrolysis activity; ATP binding; ABC-type transporter activity. The record is from RefSeq and is a predicted model, not a curated record. Lineage: Eukaryota; Metazoa; Chordata; Mammalia; Lagomorpha; Leporidae.